ACUCUUCACGCAUGCUACACAGCUGGCUUGUCGAAAUUCUUUAUCUGGAGGCUUCUACCAACUUGGGAAUAAUGCUGAGUCAGGUGAAAUCCAUGAACAUCCAGCAUUUAUCUAACAAGAGUGAGCAGUCAGGAAGGGACUAUACAUUCUCUGAGCAUGACAACAAAUAUUCCUUGAAGGAUGACGUCGACAUCUUCAGCCAAGGUGUGGGACGCAGGAAGCACUUCAGCUACAGCACACAGUACAAGUCCAGUAUCUUUUGGGCUGCUGGAGCUGACAGCAGAAGUGAAGCAAGUCACGAAUCAACCUACAAAACUGACUUCGUCAGACCUCAAUCUGUACAAGUUCCAACCAGCUACAGACGGUUCCCACACAACCAUCAAAACAAAGCAGCUGAGAAGAGUCGGACAGUACAGACGUGUCAAUGGUUUGUUCAUGGGAUUUAA
This is a messenger RNA of Synchiropus splendidus (mandarinfish), 446 nucleotides long. RefSeq names its product testis expressed 36 (gene tex36). The transcript has 3 exons. Bases 12 to 446 code for a protein of 144 amino acids. Lineage: Eukaryota; Metazoa; Chordata; Actinopteri; Syngnathiformes; Callionymidae. The record is from RefSeq and is a predicted model, not a curated record.